Messenger RNA from Galeopterus variegatus (Sunda flying lemur), 2231 nucleotides. RefSeq names its product ATPase family AAA domain-containing protein 3-like. Gene Ontology annotation, cellular component: mitochondrion. The transcript is spliced from 16 exons. Gene Ontology annotation, biological process: mitochondrion organization. NCBI's taxonomy places the organism in Eukaryota, Metazoa, Chordata, Mammalia, Dermoptera, Cynocephalidae. Gene Ontology annotation, molecular function: ATP binding; ATP hydrolysis activity; zinc ion binding. Bases 63 to 2147 code for a protein of 694 amino acids. The record is from RefSeq and is a predicted model, not a curated record.
CCUUCAACCAGCACAGCUCAGGUGAGGCUGUCCAGGAUGCCAUACGCACUGCGACCCAGCGCAUGGGUGACACUAACACCGGCCUGGCACUUGCAUAUGCCAAGGAGCAGCUGUUUGCUGAGGCGGUGGGUGCCCGGCCAGCGGUGCCCAAGGUGCUGGUGUGGGUCACAGAUGGAGGCUCCAGCGACCCCGUGGGGCCUCCCAUGCAGGAACUCAAGGACUUGGGCGUCACUGUCUUCAUUGUCAGCACGGGCCGUGGCAACCUCCUGGAGCUGUCGGACGCCGCCUCGGCCCCUGCUGAGAAGCACCUGCACUUUGUGGAUGUGGAUGACCUGCACAUCAUCACCCAAGAGCUGAGGGGCUCCAUUCUCGAGGCCAUGCAGCAGCUCCGUGCCUACGAGAUCACCUCCAGCAGCAUCCACCUGGCCUGGCCGCCCCUGCUGACCACCAACUCGGGCUACUACGUACUGGAGCUCGUGCCCAGCACCAAACAGGGGGCCGUGAGACACCAGCAGCUUCCGGGGAACGCCACAAACUGGACCUGGGCCGGCCUCGAUCCGGACACGGACUACGACGUGGCGCUGGUGCCCGAGUCCAACGAGCGCCUUCUGCGGCCCUUGCACCUGCGAGUGCACACGCUGCCAGGCCACGCGAAGGAUGCACUGAGUCUUGCACAGAUGCAGGAGCAGACGCUGCAGAUGGAGCAACAAGCCAAGCUCAAAGAAUACGAGGCCGCUGUGGAGCAGCUGAAGAGUGAGCAGAUCCGAGUGCAGGCUGAGGAAAGGAGGAAGACCUUGAGCGAGGAGACGCGGCAGCACCAGGCUAGGGCCCAGUACCAGGACAAGCUGGCCCGGCAGCGCUACGAGGAUCAGCUGAAGCAGCAGCAACUUAUCAAUGAGGAGAAUCUGCGGAAGCAGGAGGAAUCUGUGCAGAAGCAGGAGGCCAUGCGGCGAGCCACCGUGGAGCGGGAGAUGGAGCUGCGGCAUAAGAAUGAGAUGCUGCGGGUUGAGGCUGAGGCACGUGCCCGGGCCAAGGCCGAGCGGGAAAACGCGGACAUUAUCCGUGAGCAGAUCCGCCUGAAGGCUGCUGAGAACCGCCAGACCAUCCUGGAGUCCAUCAGGACAGCUGGUGCCCUGUUUGGGGAAGGAUUCCGUGCCUUUGUGACAGACUGGGACAAGGUGACAGCCACAGUGGCUGGACUGACACUGCUGGCCGUUGGGGUUUAUUCCGCCAAGAAUGCCACGGCUGUUGCGGGCCGUCAUAUCGAGGCCCGACUGGGGAAGCCGUCGCUGGUGCGGGAGACAUCCCGCAUCACGGUCCUGGAGGCAUUGAGACACCCCAUCCAGCCCAGCCUGGAGGCACGGGUGCGCGACAUCGCGAUAGCCACGAGGAACACCAAGAAGAACAAGAGCCUGUACCGGAACAUUCUGAUGUAUGGGCCACCGGGCACUGGCAAGACGCUGUUUGCCAAGAAACUCGCCCUGCACUCGGGCAUGGACUACGCCAUCAUGACGGGUGGGGACGUAGCCCCCAUGGGGCGGGAAGGCGUGACUGCCAUGCACAAGGUCUUCGACUGGGCCAACACCAGCCGGCGAGGCCUCCUGCUCUUUGUGGAUGAAGCCGACGCCUUCCUCAGGAAGCGAGCGACCGAGAAGAUCAGUGAAGACCUCAGGGCCACCCUGAACGCCUUCUUACACAGGACCGGCCAGCACAGCAGCAAGUUUAUGCUAGUCCUGGCCAGCAACCAGCCCGAGCAGUUCGACUGGGCCAUCAACGACCGCAUCGACGAGAUGGUCAGCUUCGACCUGCCACGGCGGGAGGAGCGGGAGCGCCUGGUGAGAAUGUAUUUUGACAAGUAUGUCCUUAAGCCGGCCACAGAAGGAAAGCAGCGCUUGAAGCUGGCCCAGUUUGACUAUGGGAAGAAGUGCUCGGAGAUUGCUCAGCUGACAGAGGGCAUGUCGGGCCGGGAGAUCUCCCAGCUUGCCGUGGCGUGGCAGGCCAUGGCGUACGCAUCCGAGGACGGCGUCCUCACCGAGGCCAUGGUGGACACCCGCGUGCAGGAUGCCAUCGAGCAGCACCAGCAGAAGAUGCGCUGGCUGACAGUGCAGGGACCCAGGCCCGGGGGAGGCCAGUCCCCGUUUCCCUGAGGCUGCAGCCAGACCGGGCAGGGUCUGGAUGCCUUGGACACACCGGCCAGGUGGCCUUUCUGGAAGGAAGUGCCGGCCACCACA